Messenger RNA from Onychostoma macrolepis, 2428 nucleotides. RefSeq names its product cytosolic thiouridylase subunit 1 homolog (S. pombe) (gene ctu1). NCBI's taxonomy places the organism in Eukaryota, Metazoa, Chordata, Actinopteri, Cypriniformes, Cyprinidae. Bases 872 to 1903 code for a protein of 343 amino acids. The record is from RefSeq and is a predicted model, not a curated record. Gene Ontology annotation, molecular function: tRNA binding. Gene Ontology annotation, biological process: tRNA wobble position uridine thiolation. The transcript has 3 exons. Gene Ontology annotation, cellular component: mitochondrion; cytosolic tRNA wobble base thiouridylase complex.
CAAUACAUUAAAUACAGUUGGUUGUAGCCUAUUUUUUUUAGUUUAUUUGAUUGUUUAAGGUGUAUUUCUGUAUACUUUUAUUUUUGGACUAAUAAUAAAGUCAACUAAUCGUAUGUGAGAGAGUCAGUGGUAAUAUCGAUGUGUUCCUAUUGGUCAGUGUUAGAGGAGCUCAGCUUAGCCGGACAGUUAGCCUGUUCCGGACCAGGUUAGUUUGCCAGCAUAAGUUGCCACAGUGACUGAGCUUGAGCUAUGGUAAUUUUGCUUUCAGAAACCAAAUCAAGUGAAAAUAAGUCAGAAUUACUGAAAUAAGCCUGGUUUAUUUGGUAAACUAGUUUUAUGGAACAGUCCCCAGAAUACUUAUUUGUAUGUCUAGCUUGUUAGCAACACUAUUUUUGUUUGUAGGCUAAUGAAUGUUUUGGUCAUGUAAAUUCGAAUGGCAUAAAUAUAAGGUAGUGUCUUUGAAACUGUCAACUGAACUCUGCACUCGUAAAUUUAUUAUAAACUUUAAUGUACAAUAAUCAUGAUUUUUAUUUUCCGACAUAAAAGGUCAAAUGUAAACGCUUUUGUCGCCAGGACAAUAGAGGGCGCCAGAACAAACAGUCAAACCGGAAGACAGACGUUCAUGACGUGCACGUGCACAGCCUCUGUGACGUGCACGUGCACGAACCGUGUUUUUAAUACUACAGCAGAGAUGUUCUGGAAUAAGAGCAGUCCUUUCAGGUGUUUUUUAAAAAGUCAUCAGCUAUUUGUUUUAUAACUCCGGUUUAGCGUUUUAUUUUCUUCAGCACGCCAUCGUCUUACGUCUUUACUCGUUUAAAUGAGUUAAACCCCGGAGGAAAUACGUAACUUAAAGUGCCCUGUGUGUGUCAUCAUGCCGGUCCAGUGCAGUAACUGCGUCCAGAGACGUGCCGUGCUCAAACGGCCCAAGACCGGACACUCUCUCUGUAAGGACUGCUUUUUCUGGGCGUUCGAGGAGGAGAUCCAUCAAACCAUCGUGUCCGCCGGACUCUUUAACCACGGAGAAACCGUGGCCAUCGGUGCCUCGGGCGGAAAGGACUCUACCGUCCUGGCCCAUGUGAUGAAGGUCCUGAACGAGCGCUACGACUACGGCCUGAACCUUCUUCUGCUGUCGGUGGAUGAGGGCAUCACGGGUUACAGAGAUGAUUCUCUGGAGACAGUGAAGAGGAACCAGCAGCAGUAUGAGCUGCCGCUGAAGAUCGUGUCUUAUGAAGAGCUGUAUGGCUGGACCAUGGAUGCCAUCGUGAAGCAGGUGGGAUUGAAGAAUAACUGCACUUUCUGCGGUGUGUUUCGCAGGCAGGCGCUGGAUCGAGGAGCCAUGAUGCUGAAAGUGGACAAGAUAUGCACAGGUCACAAUGCAGACGACGUGGCAGAGACGGUGCUGAUGAAUGUCCUGCGUGGAGAUAUCGCUCGUCUCCGCCGCUGCACCGCCAUCAGCACAGCCAGUGACGGAGAGGGCGCCAUCCCGCGCUGCAAGCCCCUCAAAUACGCCUACGAGAAGGAAAUCGUCCUCUACGCCUAUUUUAAGAAGCUCGAUUACUUCUCCACAGAGUGCAUCUACUCGCCCAAUGCCUACCGAGGACACGCUCGCGCCUUCCUCAAAGACCUGGAGUCCAUCAGGCCCAGCUCCAUCAUAGACGUCAUCCACUCCGGCGAGACACUCUCUAUAAAGGAAGGGGUGAAGAUGCCGGUGCAGGGAACGUGCUCGCGCUGCGGCUACAUCUCCAGUCAGGCCCUGUGUAAGUCCUGUGUUCUGCUGGAGGGCCUGAAUCGAGGUUUACCCAAACUGGGCAUCGGGAAACAUCACCGUCUGCACGGCAAAAUUCUGGCUCAGGAGCCUUUGACCGAACAGGAGGAGAAGAAACUGAAGCCUGUGGACUUCUGACACAAAAUCGAGACUAGAUUUUAAAAUCUGGACAUUCCAGUUACAUGUGCCCUGUGUUUUUAAGAUGCUCUGGGGUGAAUGUUCAUAAUGUGAGAUGAUUUUGUUUGUUUUAUUCAAAGUUCAGCCAUUUUUUUUUUUUUUUUUUUUAACCACAGGGAACUGAAUGUCACAUCUUGUGUUAAUGCGUUUGCUGAAACGGCAACUUAGAAAACUGCCAUUUAAAACCACAAAUUUUUUUUUAAAGAUGGACAUAAACUUUUCUAAGUUAUGCCACCUUCACGUCAGAAAUGUUUCAAAUGCUUUAAAAUUUAUUUAAACAAUAUUCUUGACAAAGUUAUUCCUUUUUGUUUUCCUGUUUUAGGAUCGUUGCUGUAUUACUGUAGCAAAGACUCAUUUUAUUGAAAAAAUGCAUUUUACUGUCAUUAUUAUUGUAUUCCUUUUCCUUAAUGAAUUUUUUCAAAGGGAAAUUAUUUCUUUAUGAAAAUGCAGUAAGUAAAUAAAUAAAAACUUAAUAGUUCUAAAACA